AUGGCUACACAAUAUUUUGAGCAUAAGCUUGAAUUAGGAAAUUUUUCGGAAUCCCCUCAUUUUCAGUUGAUGGAAUGGCACCCAUCAUUAAAUAUUCUUGCUGUAGCUUCGAUCAGUGCUGGUACGAAUAUAUUCUUCUAUGGAGAAGAUGGUGAACAUGAUGAAGGAGCUCAUGUACAACAUUUGGGUAAUGCUUUCUGUAUGGCAUGGCAUCCAAUUAAAAAAACAUUGGCCAUUGGUUUUUCAAACGGUGAAUUGAUGAUAUGGAAUGGAUCAAAUCGUCGGUUGGAAAGUGUUAUUGUUCAUAAAAACUGUAUUACAUCCUUAAUAUUGAAUCCAGAUGGAACACGAUUAUUAUCAGCUGAUCAAGAUGGUUUAAUAAUCGUUUGGAAAGCUGAUUCUCUAGCUCAAGUGUCUCAGCAAAGUGUUAUUGUACAAAUUUCAGUACCAGGUGAAUCUGUUACAUAUGUACUAAGUAGAUCAUCACCAUCAGGUCGAUCUGAUCAAGAUUAUCGUGAAUUAGCUCGAGCAGCAGUCGAAGGUGAUCAAACCGCAUUAGAUAUGCUUGCGACGAAAACAAAUCGACAACAAGUGCAUGAACCAGCUAUGUUUUUUGUUGGUACAGAUAAAGGAAAUGUUUAUGUUGUUACAGACAAAUUACGAAAAAUUUGUUCGGUGGAUGAUGGAAUAUCACGGCUCUUACAUUCGUAUGAUCAUGAUGUUCUUAUUGUAGUCACAAAAUCAAAUAUGAUGACACAAUAUAACCUUCAACAAUUACAAACACAAUCAGACCCUUUAACUUCUACGAACUCUGGUAAACUAUCUGGUCGACCAAUCGAUUCAGAUUUUGCUUUGAUUGGUGCCGAUUUGUUUGCUUAUGUGACAGGUGAAUCAACUAUACGAAUGGUUGAUCUCGUUUCAUCGGACAAUCUUUUAUUGAAACUAAGUUCAGAAAUGGGCUAUGCUAAUAAUGAAGUUUUAAUUUCUGUAUCCUACAGUGCAAUGAAAGGAAUUAUUGCUGCUGGUACUAAUCGAGGAAAUAUUGCAUUCUGGAUUUAUAACCCACAUCGGCGUACAACUGAUGUAGAAAAACAUUGGAUUCCUCAACGAGCGAAACAAAUUGCUUCUGGCAUACCUAUUCGAAGUUUAAAAUAUUGUCCACAACGAAAUUGUCUUGCUGCUAAUUUAAUUUCACAAUUAUUCCUACUUACUGAUGAAAAUAUGUCAGCAGCUUAUCGAGACCAGCUUGCAGUUGUUCAACUUAGUCCAACUGUUAUCCAUGUUGCAUUUUUCCGCUACAGUAUUGUUAAAGAAGAAGAACUGGAUAUGCCAUUUAAAAAUUUAUGUGUUUCUAAAAAUCAUGUUGCUAUUUGGAAUAAAAAACAAAUUCGUGUCUAUGAACUUAUUUGUGAUGCAUCCAAAUCAGAUGAGGAAAAAGUAGUUCGGAAUGAAAAAGGCUAUUUUUCUUGUUCGCCAACAAAUGUCGUGAUUUACGAUCAACUUUUAUUCGUUCAGGAAAAUGGUCGCGUUAAUGUUAUGUCUUUUCAAGGAACAUCUCGACAAACAAUUACAUUUGCUCAAAAUGAAGGUGAAGUUAAUACAAUUAAUUCAAAUGGAUCAUUUCUGGUUGUUAGUUCAACCAAAGGUUAUGUUAAAGUUUUUGAUAUAUCUAGACGUGAAUUACGAGCGAUUGGUAAAAUAUUAAAUAUAAAUACGCACACACCGUCAGUUGAUUCUAUACGUGAAGUAGCAAUUAAUUGUACAGGAACAAAAGUAACAGUUUUAACCUCACAAACAAAUCUUAAUCCAAGUAGUCGACUCUACACAUGGGAUGUAGAAAAAGACUAUGUGGCAUGCUUUGAUUUUAGUUCAGAAAAAUUAACAGGUACUGAAUAUGGUCGUAUUCGACAAAAAGAUAAUAAUGCAAAAAAUGCGCCACAAUAUCGUCGAUAUCCAUCAAAUAUUCAAUGGGAUCCUGAAGAUGCUCGAUUGAUGGCAUUAGAAAUUUAUUUGCAUCAACAAAAACUUGAUUUAGCUGCAUCAUUCAACGGUGACGAUAGAACUUACGAUAUACUGUUAACGAGUAGAGGUGCUGGAGAUGGUGAUUCAAGUAUUGCAGCUAGUCAUACAGCUGCAGUACGAGAUUCAGUUACAGCAAGUCAAGAGGAUAUGGCUCCAUCAUUAAUCGUUAGUAUGUUCUGCACAUCAGACAAUCAAAUAUAUCCAAAAGAUAUUUUUCCACGGAACAUUUCUUAUCGUCAAUUGAUUGCUAUUAAAAUUCCAUUUUUUUUCUUUGUUACACGAGAUAAACAUUCGGAUGUAGAUCGACACAUCAUCAAAUCUCAAUCAACAUUACAGACAUCAAAAUCUGAUGCGUUAGAUUCAACCGAUGAAACUUCGCAAAUAAAAAGCUCUCGUAUUCGUAUUCAACUUCCUAAACUUGAAACAUUAGAUAGUAGUGGUCUUAUUCUUAAAACAACUCAUCAUGAUCUAGGUUCAAAUGGUGUUCUUUCUGAUGCAGAACUCGGUGAAAAUGUUGUCUAUUCAGAUUAUCUCACUGGAAAGACAAUGGCAGAUUUUGUUGGAGUUAAUGGCAUUGAAAAAAAUAUCAUUGAAGCAAUUAUGAAUUUUAGUUAUAAUUUAACAUUAGGAGAUCUUGAUGCUGCAUUUAAAGCAAUAAAAAUUAUUAAAAAAGAAAGUGUUUGGGAAAAUCUAGCUCGUAUGUGUGUAUUAAAUCGACGAGCUGAUGUAGCAAAAAUUUGUCUUGGAAAAAUGGGUCUGUUUCGUGGUGCACGAGCUUUGCGUGCUGUUGAUCAAGAUAAUCCUGAUAUAAAAAUAGCUAUAUUAGCGAUACAUUUAAAUAUGAAAGAAGAAGCAGAGAAGAUUUUACUUCAAUCAAAACAAUAUGAUCUACUUAAUCAAUUGUAUCAGUCAAUAAAUGAAUGGGAAAAAGCUGUUGAUAUAGCAACACAUUAUGAUCGAAUACAUUUACGUAAUACAUAUUACAAUUAUGCUAAAUAUCUUGAACAAAAUAAUCAAUUAGAAAAAGCUAUUGAACUUUAUGAAAAAUCAGGAACACAAACAACUGAAGUACGGCGAAUGUUUCUUGAACGAAAAGAUAUUGCAGGAUAUAAAACAUAUACAGCAAAACAGAAUGAUCCAAAAUUAUUUCGUUGGUGGGGUCGUUAUUUUGAAAGUCGAGGAAAAAUUGAGGAUGCACUUGGUUGCUAUCGAAAAGCCGACGAUAAUUUAUCAUUAUGUCGAUUGCUUUGUGAACAAGAUCAACCUGCUAAGGCCAUCGAGUUAUGUUCAGACACAGGAAACAAAGCAGCUUGUUAUCAUAUGGCACGAUAUUUUGAAAAAAAAGGCGAUUAUAAACAAGCAAUUUCUUAUUUUCAACAAGCAUCAGCUAUUAGCAAUGCUAUGCGACUUUGUCGAGAUCGUCAUUUGGAUGAAUAUCUCGCUAAUAUUGCUGUACAAGGUACACCCGAUGAUAUGCUCGAAGCAGCACGAUACUUUCAAACUUUACCUCAGCAAGAAGAUCGUGCUAUUUUACUCUAUCAUAAAGCUGGAUUAACUUCGAAAGCAAUUGAUUUAGCAUUUAGACAUGAACGAUACUCAGCAUUGGCACAAAUUGCUGAUAGUGUUGGUAAAAAUGCUGAUCCCACUCAAGUUACUCGAAUGGCUGAUUAUUUUAUGCAAUUAAAACAAUUUGACAAAGCUGUUGAUUUACUUGCUGCCAUCGAUCGAGUUGAUGAAGCAGCAGAUUUAGCUAUUCGUAAUGAAAUUCCAUUGACUGAAGAAUUACUUGAACGAUUGAGUCCUGCUAAACCGACAAAUGAAGAAGAUAUGCCCAGAUAUCAAGCUAUUUGUGAAAAAUUAGGCGAUCUAGCCGUUAGUCAAGGAGCAUAUGCUGGUGCAGCACAGAAAUAUCUCGAUGCUGGCAAUAAGAUUAAAUCAAUUCGUGCAUUGAUACAUUCUGGUGAUGUUGAACGUAUUACUAGGUUUGCCAAUGGAGCACGUAGUCGUGAAGUUUAUAUACUUGCUGCUGAUCAUUUGAAAACAUUGGAUUGGAAAAAAUAUCCAGAUGCAUUACAAAAUAUUAUGAAUUUUUAUAAGAAAGCUAGAGCAUAUGAAAAACUUGCUCAAUUUUAUGAUAUGUGUGCACAAAUUGAAAUCGAAGAAUAUCGUGAUUAUAACAAAGCAUUAGAGGCAUUAAUGGAAGCAUAUAAAACAUUGAGAGAUAAUGGAGAAAAUACAUUUACAAAAGAUGAAACACUGCAAGAACUUGAACUUAAAUGUCGAAAUAUUAAACGAUAUAUUGAUGCCAGAGAUCGAUACUUUAAUGAUCCAGAGACAGGUGCUCGUGAAUUGGCUAGUUUGCUGACAGAUCAAAAAAUAUUUGUUGGUGUUCAUCCAGGUGAUAUUUAUGGGAUGCUAAUUGAUCAUUUUGCACGGCAAGAAAAAUAUAAACAAGCAUCAAUGUUACUCGAUGAAUUACAAGAACAUAUUCCUGAACGGUAUUUUUCUCAUUAUGUCAAUCCAAGUUUACUUGCGGCUACUUACGCUGCAACUGGACGUAAAAUGGCUCCACCAGAUCAAUCAACAGAGAGUAUGAGAUAUAAUAAUGAGGAUGAUGAUGAUGAUAAUGGUAAUAAUAAUGAAAGUCAAGACAAACUACCUAAUGAUGAUUAUCACAUUGAUCGACGCCAACAACAACAAGGACGCUUAGGAAAAAAUCAUGUGUAUGCAGAAGAAAUCGAUGACAAUAUUGAUUAUGGAUCUGUUGAUGACUGA
Rotaria socialis is the source of this 4797-nucleotide messenger RNA. The record is from the annotation of a GenBank genome assembly. NCBI's taxonomy places the organism in Eukaryota, Metazoa, Rotifera, Eurotatoria, Philodinida, Philodinidae.